AUGAGUGACAUUGCAAUCGUUGGAUACUCGUUCAAGCUCCCGCAAGGUGUUGAGGAUGACGAUGCUUUCUGGGAUGUUCUCGAGAACCGACGAAACCUGAUGGCAGACUGGCCUGAAAGUCGCGUCAAGAUAGAUUCAUUUACCAGUAACAAGCAUCAGAAGUGGAAUGGAAAGGGAGGGCAUUUCAUCAUCGAUGAUGUCGCCGCCUUCGACGCCCCCUUCUUCUCACUCACGGCGAAAGAAGCUUCGGCGAUGGAUCCGAUGCAGCGCUGGACAUUGGAAGCUACUUACCACGCUUUCGAGAAUGCGGGCCUCUCAGUUGACAGUCUCAAGGGCUCUCGCACUGCCGUCUUCUCGGCCUCUAUGCUGGAGGACUACAGCAGAAUGACGGCCGUGGACCCAGAUAACUUGGAGCGAACAGCUGUAACUGGAAGCACUGUCUCCUGUAUCAUUCCCAACCGUGUCAGCUGGUACUUUGACCUUCGUGGGCCAAGUAUUCACGUCAAUACUGCCUGCUCUAGUAGCUUGUCGGCUGUCGAUAUGGCCUGCAAAGCUCUGAAGAGCGGUGAUGCUUCAUGUGCUGUCGUGACCGGUGCAAACCUUCUUCUUGACCCAAGCAUCUUUCAGGUUCUGGCGAACCAAGGAUUUCUCUCGCCUGAUGGCGUUUGCUACAGCUUUGAAGAGAGGGCCAACGGGUAUGCACGCGGUGAAGGAGUCAUUGCUGUUGUUCUGAAGCCUGUGCAAGCUGCGAUUGAGAAUGGGGAUAUGAUUCGUGCCGUGAUUCGGUCGAUCGGCUCGAACCAGGACGGACAUACGCCGAUUCUCACGCAGCCGAGCUCGCAAUCUCAGGAGGACCUCAUGCGUCAUGUUUACACGCAAGCUGGUUUGUCGAUGAGCGAAACUCGAUACGUUGAAGCUCAUGGCACUGGUACGCCUGUUGGCGACCCAAUUGAGGUGAAAGCUGUCGGGCGGUGCUUUCAAGUGCACCGUUCUCCUUCAGAACCACUUUAUGUCGGCUCAGUGAAAGCAAACGUAGGGCAUCUCGAAGGAGCCAGUGCACUUGCAAGUCUGGUCAAAUGCAUCUUGAUCCUCGAGAAAGGUGUCAUCCCUCCCAAUGCGCUUCUUCAGAAGAUCAACCCAACUCUGAACGCAGAGACAUACAAUAUUGAGGUACCAAUGCAGUGUAUCAAGUGGCCCGUUCAAGGCCUCCGUCGAGUAUCUCUCAACUCCUUCGGGUUCGGCGGUUCAAACUCGCAUAUUGUUCUUGAUGAUGCACUUCACUACUUACAGGAUCGCGGCCUCAGCGGCAUCCAUAACUCAAACCUCAUACCAAGGCCUGUGACGAACGGCUAUGCUGUCACCAACGGACAUAGCGCAGCUCAUACCAAUGGUACCAACGGAACCAAUGGGACUAAUGGUGUAGCAAAUGGCCACUCAGACGUCGAACUUCCCAAGCUUCUAGUAUGGACUGCUGCCGACGAAAAGGCAGCCAAGCGCAUUAUCGAAGCUUAUCACAACUUUUAUAAAGAAAAGGUCUCAGGAAGUCGUAAGAAGCUGGACUAUUUGGCAUCUACUCUGUGUACACGCCGAAGUAACAUGCUUUGGAGAGCCUCUGCUGUGGUUGACGGAUCAGGAAAGCAAGCAUUGUCACCUUCAAAGCCUAUCAGAAGCAGCGAGGAUCUUGGACUGGCUUUUGUGUUUACAGGUCAAGGCGCGCAGUAUAUCAACAUGGGCUUUGGUCUCGAGCAGUACUCAGUUUACCACGAGACUCUCAAGAGGAUUGGAGAAAUCUACUCCAGCUUCGGGUGCUCGUGGAACCCAUUUGGCAACUGUGGCGAAAACAUCAACAAGCCGCAGUAUAGCCAGCCGCUAGCAACCGCUGUGCAGAUUGCCUUGGUCGAUCUUCUUACCAGCUUUGGCAUUACUCCAAAGGUAGUUAUUGGUCAUUCUUCAGGCGAGAUCGCUGCAGCAUAUGCAUCGGGUGGGCUAUCUCUGGAGUCCGCUUGCAGAGUGUCCUACUUCCGUGGUCUCUUGGCUGGAAAGUUAAGAGAUGCCAACGAAUCAUCUCCAGGCGCCAUGCUGUCCAUUAACCUGGCACCGCAUCACGUCUCGGAGUAUCUGGAGAAAAUAGGUGUCACUACAGUCAAUGUUGCAUGCAUCAACAGCCCUCUCAACGUCACUCUCUCGGGGCCUGAAGAGUCCAUCGACAAGAUUAGGUCUCAGGCUGAUCAAGAUGGCAUAUUUGCGCAAAAGCUCAAGACCGGGGUUGCGUAUCACUCACCAUCUAUGAAAGCCAUCGCGAGCGAGUAUCUUGCUGCACUCGGAGGACUCAUAAAGAGAAAGGAUGGGACUAGCAUCCCACUGGUCUCAUCUGUCACCGGCAAAAGCAUUUCUCCAGAGGCACUGUCGACUAGUCAAUACUGGGUUGACAAUAUGCUGUCACCCGUCCGAUUCGCUGAAGUAGUGCAGGUCAUUGCAAACAAGAACUCGGCACGCAAAGUUGGCUUGGGCAACAUCACUGACUUGAUUGAGAUUGGUCCUCACCCAGCUCUUCGAAGGCCCGUGAAAGACACCUUGGAUGAGAUGCCCAGUGCGGCAAAGGGAGUAAGAUACAACUAUGUCUUGCAUAGAUCGCACCCGCCAGUCCAGACCACUCUGGAACUUGCCGGACAACUAUUCUGCCAAGGUUAUCCCAUUUCCAUAUCGACAGCCAACCGAAAAAACACGAAGGAGAAGUUUAUAGUUGACUGCCCCAAGUAUCCCUUUGACAGAUCACAGCGAUACUGGGCUGAGUCACGUCUAAGUAGAGACUUCAGACUACGGGAGGUUGUCAAGGGAGAGUUGCUUGGGGUGAGGGUUUCUGACUGGAACCCACUAGAGCCUCGAUGGAGGAAUUUCUGGAGCAUUGACUCGUCUCCAUGGACUGGAGAUCACAAAAUCAGCGAUACUGUGCUGUUUCCAGCAUCCGGUAUGCUUCUGAUGGCUAUUGAAGCAGCUGAAGAGAUGGUUUCAUCCGGCCGCGCUGUGUUUGGGUAUCUUAUUGAGACAGCUGAGUUUUUAAGCCCCAUCAUUGUACCGGAGACUUGGGAGGACCGCCUCGAGACACAGGUUAGCCUGCGAGUGGCCAACAAACAACCGAAUAUGAAGUUCGAUAUUAACAUUUCUACUUACUCGCGCAACGAGUGGGUUGAAUGCUUUAAGUCAAGCAUCUCAGUCGAAUAUCAGGACACUGACAGGAACGAGGAGCGACGAGUGAACCACGAGCACAUCCAGAGUCUGUAUCAGAAGGUAACCAAGACGUGUACUUCGCCUGUCGACUCUCGUGUCUUUUAUCAUGAUGCGGCAGAGGUUGGACUGCAAUAUGGUGAUUGGUUCCAGCUGAUGCGCAACAUCAAGUGGGACGGUAAGACCUCAGCGGUAGCACGCGUCGAUCUGCCUCAGUCAAGCAUCAAUAUCAGGAGCCUAGUUCACCCAGCCGUGCUGGAUCAAGCUUUCCAAGUUCUUCGAGCUAGCUCAAGGCAACAGCCUGCAGCCAACGUACCAGUCAGGCUCGAGAAUGCAUGGUUCUCUUCCCAGGCGUGGCAGACACCCUCGGUUCAGUGGAUGUCUGAAACUACUCCAACUGUCCAUGGCUAUGGGGAACAGGGCAAGGUCAUUGCUUUGGGAGAGGACGGAGAGGUCCUUUGCUGCAUCGAGAGUGCAGUUACAUCUGCUGUCUCGGGUGGUAUAACCCAAAAGGAGAAGAAGCUGGUUUAUUCGAUUGAGUGGAAGCCACAGUUCAGCAUACUUGACUCCAACCAACUCACACGAUUGUGCAGCGCCAACGCUGUGCCUAAGGAUGACAGUGCGAUCCUCACAAACCACUCGAAGCUCUGUCAUACAUUGGAGCUGGUAGCUGCUCGUGUACUGAAGCGUAUCUACAAAUCCAGAAUUCCAGCAGAUUUGCAACGUCAUGUCGAGUGGAUGGAACAUCAUGCCAGCAAGUUGUCAGCCGAACAUCAGGAUGAAGCAAUGAAGAUCAGUGAUGAGGAGCUCGAGUCUCGUCUGGCUGAAGUUGACUCUGUCCUCCCAGCGUGGAAGUUAUACACGACGUGUGCACGAAAGCUACCUGAGAUUCUGUCCGGCAAGCUAGACCCUUUGCAGGUCGUCUUUGAGUCUGACCAGGCCGAUAUCUUCUACUCAGAUCUCUUCCGGAACCUCUGCGCUGAUGGCCAACUAAACUAUCUGCUAGACUUGGCAUCGCAUGAGAACCCAGCUCUGAGAAUUCUCGAAGUCGGUGCUGGCACAGGUGGAAUGACGGGACAUGUCAUAUCGGCUCUGCAAGGACGUGAAAGGCGUACUGGAGGACUGGCGUUCUCAGAGUAUACGUACACCGACAUAUCGCCUGCGUUCUUUGAAACUGCGAGCCAAAGAUGGCCAGACCUCAAGAGCCAAGGCCGCAUCACUUUCAAGACCUUCGACUUGGAUCGCUCCAUUGACAGUCAAGGCUUUGAGCCAGGUUCAUACGAUCUGGUCAUUGCAGCAAGCGUAUUGCACGCGACUCCAUAUCUGGAAGCCACUAUUCGAAAUGUGCGCAAAGCUCUGAAGCCAGGUGGCUGUCUCAUCCUCCUUGAGGUUAUCAACCCCGAUGACAUCGCUACAAAUUUCAUGGCUGGGCUUGUGCCAGGCUGGUGGGUUGCUCGCGAGGAGUGGAGACCUCAUUCUGCCGCGAUCCCAGAGCAUCUUUGGGAUAAGUGCCUCAAGGACAAUGGCUUUUCGGGUAACGAUGUGGUGAUUCGAGACUAUCAAGAUGAUCAGUGUCACAUUAUGAGUGUCAUCGUCACCACCGCCACCGAACCUGAGCAAGCAGUUGAGGAAAAGGCAAGCAAGGACCGUCUUAUUACGCUCAUCAGUGACAAGGCGCCAGCAAAAGAGAGGGAGCUUGCAGAUCAAAUUCGUGGACGAGUAGGUCCCAAACUUGAGCGACAUUCAUCCGUCGUUCCAUUCUCACUGGGCCCAGUCCAGAGGGAUCUCGCGAACUUCACAAACAACGACUGUGUCAUCUGCCUCACCGAGGCUGGAGACAAACCUCUCCUCUCAGCUCUCUCGGAGGAACAGUUCAGCUGUCUUCAGUAUAUGAUCAGCAAAGUCCCCAAUCUUCUCUGGGUCACUUCAACGAACGUCAGCGACCCAGAGUGUCCAGACUAUAGUGUUGCCCAGGGCUUCUUCCGCUCCAUUCGUGCUGAGCAGCCUGAUACGCACAUCGUCACAUUGGCAAUCGAAGGCGAGAUAGACGAGGGUUCACAAGCGGGUUUCAUCUCCGAGGUCUACAAGACUGCAUUCGCUACUGAAGCGCCGUCAAAAGAAGUCGAGUAUAUUGUUCGAGAUGGUGUCAUCACUACAGGCCGCGCGAUUCGUGACAUCAGCACUGAUACCGCACUGCGAUCCCUUGUUUCGAAGCAGCUACAACAGAAGCCUUGGGGCGAGGGGCCAGCGUUGAAACUUGGUAUUAGCCAGCCAGGAUCACUCGAGUCACUUCGGUUUGUUGAGGACGACUCCCUGGCGGAGGAACUCAGUCCUCUUGAUGUCGAGAUCGAAGCAAAUGCCUGGGGUCUAACCUCUCGCGAUCUUGACAUUGCCCUUGGUCACCCUGACAAGCGGACCGAGAAGUUCGGCAGUGAUUGCGUUGGUGUUAUCACCCGAAUUGGUAAAGAUUGCAGCACUACCAUUCGACUAGGAGAUCGCGUCGCUAUGAUUUCUCCUGGCUGCAUGAGCAAGUACCCUCGCGCCAACGAAGCAUGUGUCUUCAAGAUUCCUGACUCACUGAGCUUUGCGGAUGCUGCCUCGGUCAUCCUCCCUGGCUUGACUGCCUGCCAUUCAGUUCUCAACGUUGCGCGCCUCCAAAAGAAUGACAAGGUCUUGAUUCAUUCAGCUGCAGACAGCUCAGGUCAGAUUGCAGUCCAGGUCGCCCAGACGGUGGGUGCCCAAGUCUUUGCUACUGUCUCGACAGCGGCUGAGAAGCAACUACUAAUCGACACCUUGGGCCUGACCUUAGAACAUGUCUUUAGCAGUGACUCUUCAUUUCUUGCCCAAGACGUGAUGAGAGUCACUGAAGGAGAAGGUGUUGAUGUGCUGCUCGACUUUUCCCGGGGCACAUUUCGCACACCACUGUCUUGCGUGAUCGAUGGGGGACGUGUUGUCAGCGUUGGUAGUCAGCACAAGUCAGAGGCUUCCAAGACAGCUGCGGAGAUCAUGUCAAGAAAUCUCACCUUCUCGUCCAUUGAUAUCUUGCGUCUGAAGCCCAAGGUCUUAGGCCAACUGGCACAAACAAUGAUGCAGCUCCCAGCUGAAGAUAAGGUCCAGCCGCCCCAACCAUUGCCGGUCUUCAAGGUAUCUAGUAUCAAAGACGCCUUUGAGAAACUGCAAGAAGAGGAGACCAUCAAUUGUGUAAUAGUAACAGCAGAACAAGGGGAUUUAGUUCCGCAAUUUUUUCAGGACCGCCGCCCAUGGACAUUUGAUGGCGCUUCUACCUAUUUAGUAGCGGGUGGAUCUGGCGGUCUCGGUCGAGCGAUUAUCAGAUGGAUGGCCGACAGAGGAGCCAAGCACCUGAUUGUCCCCUCUCGAUCUGGCGCAACAUCUCAAGUAGCUGCACAGUUGGUAGCCGAGCUGACAUCCUGCGGCGUUAAUAUUGUUGCGCCCAAAUGCGAUGUAUCCGUUCGCGAAGAUGUGGCAGGCAUGCUGGAAGACUGUGCUCGCACCAUGCCUCCUAUCAAGGGCUGCAUCAACGCCGCAAUGGUUCUCCAAGAUGCAAUCUUCCAGACCAACAUGACAUCUGAACAGUGGAACCUCACAAUGCGUUCCAAGAUCAAUACCUCCAAAAACCUGCAUGAAUUUCUUCCCAAAGAUCUCGACUUCUUCGUCCUCCUCUCUUCUCUGGCAGGUGUAGUUGGUCAGAUGGCCAGCGCAAAUUACGCCGGUGGUUGCGCAUACCAAGAUGCACUGGCCAAGUUUCGGAGAGAGCAUGGUCAGAAUGCACUGUCUCUUGAUAUCGGAUGGAUGAUGAAUAUUGGUAUCAUUGCUGAAAAGGAAGCAUAUCAGCGCCAACGAGAGACGUCGAAUGAUAUGCAGCCCAUCGAUGACAAGGAGUUACUUGCGCUACUGACUCUGUGCUGCGACCCGAACAAUCCGAUCGAGUUACCGCCGCUAUCUGAGGGACAGGUCCUUUUCGGCCUCCGAACACCUGCCGAUAUCCUCAGUGAAGGCCAGCAACCUCCAGCUCUGCUAGAACGACCUCUUCUCAGUGCAUUCUCAUACUUGGUGGGUGGUAGCAAUACGCCAAAUCAAGCGGCUGAACCCGCUGAGAACGCGAGAGAUCUAUUCCAGAGGUCGUCGGAUGCCAGAGAGCGGCAACAAGUCGUCAUUCGAGCCAUAGCAGCGAAGCUUGCGCGAGCUAUGUCUAUCUCACCCAAUGAUGUUGAGCCAAGCAAGCCACUUUCGUCAUACGGAGUUGACUCACUGAUGGCGGUUGAGUUGAGGAAUUGGAUGAACAAGGAGUUCAGUUCUACAGUUGCUGUUUUUGAUAUCAUCGGAAGGGUAUCCAUUGCCGGCGUCGCAGAGGUUAUCGAGAGUCGGAGUUCGAUUUAG
Fusarium odoratissimum NRRL 54006 is the source of this 7623-nucleotide messenger RNA. RefSeq lists its product as uncharacterized. The transcript has 12 exons. The coding region runs from base 1 to 7623 and encodes 2540 amino acids. Gene Ontology annotation, molecular function: fatty acid synthase activity; phosphopantetheine binding; oxidoreductase activity. NCBI's taxonomy places the organism in Eukaryota, Fungi, Ascomycota, Sordariomycetes, Hypocreales, Nectriaceae. The record is from RefSeq and is a predicted model, not a curated record. Gene Ontology annotation, biological process: fatty acid biosynthetic process; secondary metabolite biosynthetic process.